Molecule: messenger RNA, 1716 nt
Organism: Aspergillus thermomutatus
Lineage: Eukaryota; Fungi; Ascomycota; Eurotiomycetes; Eurotiales; Aspergillaceae
Exons: 5
Coding region: 1-1716 (571 amino acids)
Biological process (GO): fatty acid metabolic process
Molecular function (GO): medium-chain fatty acid-CoA ligase activity
Source: RefSeq, a predicted model, not a curated record
AUGACUCCCGCUCCAGCUAUAGUCCACGGCCCUACUGAGCCCGCGCUCUGGCACAAGACCCUGGGCGAGCUGAUUGACGAGCAGGAAGCUCGCUAUGGCCCGCGCGAGGCAGUCAUUGUGCCCUGGCAGUCCGUUCGCCUCACAUACAGCCAAGUGGCCCAAAGGAGUCGGGUUCUGGCCCAAGCAAUGCUCAACAUGGGCUUGCAACCGGGCGACUGCGUGGGCAUUUUGGCAGGUAACUGCUACCAAUAUACGGAGGUCUUCCUCGGUGGUGGUCGCAUCGGCUGUCCUGUGGUGGUGUUGAACAAUACCUACACCCCUGAGGAGUUGACAAGAGCUGUUCGUCAGAGCUCAUGCAAACUUGUUUUCAUCAGCCCUACAAUCGGAACACGAAGCCUGGCUGGCCAUGUGGACGCCCUUCGUGGAAAGCAGUCCCUUAACCCGAGACUCCCUGAGCUGCGUCGAGUAGUGCUCAUCGGGGAGGGACUCUAUGGCCAAGCUGGCGUGGAAGUGCAAUCCUACGACACUUUUACGCGCAAUUCGCAACCUAGCUCCAGAGUCCAGGCAGAGAUUGCCCGAAAGAUUUCCCCGGAGGAUGUCCUCAACCUACAGUUCACUUCAGGUACAACGGGCUCUCCGAAAGCCGCUAUGUUGACCCAUACUAACAUCCUCAACAAUGCCCGUUUUGUUGGCCAAGCGAUGGGCCUGGGACCAGAAGACGUGGUCUGCUGCUCACCUCCAUUGUUCCACUGCUUUGGACUUGUCCUGGGGUUUCUGGCUUCAUUCUGCCAUGGCAGUAGCAUCAUCUUUGCGUCGGACUUUUUCGACGUCAAGAGGACUGUCCAUGCAAUUCUCACGGAGGAUGCGACGGUCAUCUUAGGCGUGCCGACCAUGUAUAUCGCCGAGCUGGAGGUGCUGGCCCAGCUCGGCAAGAAGCCACGACGCCUGCGAACGGGCCUAGCGUCGGGGUCCAGCGUGUCGCAAGCCCUGAUGAACCGGCUCCGCGAAGAAAUGGGAGUCGAGAGAAUGCUGAUUGCAUAUGGGAUGACGGAAACGAGUCCCGUCACUUUUAUCACGGGGUUGGAUGACUCCGAUGAGAAGCGGACGUCGACGGUAGGCAGAGUCAUCCCCCAUACGGCUGCCAAGGUGGUCGAUCGCAACGGCCAGAUCCUGCCGCGAGGGCAGCGGGGAGAGCUCUGUACCAGUGGAUUCGCAUUACAGAAGGGCUACUGGCGGAAUGAGGAGAAGACGAAGGAGGUCAUGCGGCCGGAUGAGAACGGGGUGCUCUGGAUCCACACGGGCGAUGAGGCUGUGAUUGAUGACGACGGAUACGCCUCCAUCACUGGUCGUAUCAAGGAUCUUAUCAUUCGAGGCGGGGAAAACAUCUUUCCCGGGGAAAUCGAGGAGAGACUGAUGGCCCAUCCCGCCAUCAGCGAGGCCAGUGUGGUGGGCAUCCAGAACGAACGGUAUGGGGAAGUCGUCGGUUGCUUCCUGAAGCCGAUUGAGGAGGGCUCAAGGCUGGACCACGAUGAAAUCCGGCGGUAUGUCAGUCAGACUCUGGGUCGUCAUAAGGCGCCCCAGCAUAUCUUCUGGAUCGGCGAUGCGGGCGUCGGCGAGGAUUUCCCCAAAACCGGCAGUGGAAAACACCAGAAGCACAUACUGCGCGAUUUAGGAAACCGGUUGGUCAAGCUGGACAGUGUACGGGCUAGAUUAUAA